AGAGCGAUAGCGGCUAAAUAAGAUGUUCUUGUUACUGUAUUCAACAUGAGUGGGUCUGAAAGUCCCGUGGCCAAGCUGCAGCUUGAGCUGCCACCAGCUCUAGGACAGGAAAUCAAGACCACAAGACGCUGCUCGUUCGAUGCCCAAGGUCGCUUUGCAGUAUUCGAGCAGGCUUUAGCAGGAGAAGCGACUUUAUCGGCCUCUCCUCGAGCACACAACAUUCAGCGCCUCACGCCGUCGUAUCGAUCCCCACGUGACCAAGAUCGCUAUCCGCGGUUUGCAACUACAGCAACGAAAGGGGCCGUGGCUGCAAGACUGGGACUGGCAAUUCAAGCAGCACAACAGAACUCGCCCACGACGCGGACACCGUAUCGAGCUCCGAGUGACCACGAAUUCCGCGAACCAGUUUCUCCACUCAAAUGGGCCCCACAGGCCAAUGGCCGGGACUUCCAGACCAACUUCACAUUGCCCAGUAACCAAGACAUUCGACGGCGCACUGCACGAGAUCAGGAAGGAUUCUUCGGAGCCGCCCCAGGUGAAGACUUGAAGCAGGAAAUAGUGAUAGCAACUAAGCCGCAAACUGCUCGUUCACCAACGAAGUCGUCACGUGGUAAGCCGGAGUUCACGUCUCGAGUGACGCACACGUCUCGCAAGAGUGCCAAUAAAGCGCUACGACUGGAGAUAAUUCUUGACCAAGAAGGUUUGCUACCUCAGCUCCAGGAGAUCCGACAGCACAGGUAUCGCGACGAAGUGGCCAAGUCACCCGUCCCAUUCCUCGCGAGCUUCCGGCCUGCAUCACCACUGCAGCCGAUGUCACCGCACUGAAUCCGUGAGUCUUUACCAUUUUGUCACAGCUAUUCAUUCCUCCCACACUGGACGGAUACAUUUCCACAGAAGACAAAUACACAUGAGCUUAGUUG
This is a messenger RNA of Phytophthora nicotianae INRA-310, 920 nucleotides long. RefSeq lists its product as hypothetical. The record is from RefSeq and is a predicted model, not a curated record. The transcript is spliced from 3 exons. Lineage: Eukaryota; Oomycota; Peronosporomycetes; Peronosporales; Peronosporaceae. The coding region runs from base 46 to 825 and encodes 259 amino acids.